UACGAGCUUUCGUUGUACUGGUUCGUAUCGUAUCCAUCGUAUCAUGAAAAAUAAAUAAGGUUGAAAUUGUAGUGAUUGAAAACUGCUGAUUUAAAUUUUUCUGGUGCGUAAUGUAAUGUUUUUCAUUACUCGAAAGAAAUUUCAAACCGUAUUAUUCUAUAUACGAUUUGUACUAACUGGCUAGUCCUACCAAGUAUGAAAUGCACAUAAUGUUUUUAAUACGGAGUUGUUAUUUAAGUUUCAUUUUUUACAAUUUGUUAUACUAAACUUACCAUUUACCAGUGAGUUCAGCUAUGACUGAUCAUCCUGAUGAUACCCUCUUGGAUGAUGAUGUGGAAGAACAUGAUUUCAACUUCGACAACGAAAAAGAAGAAGCCUUAUUAGCUGAUAAUGAAUUCGAUAGUUUCAUCGAAGAACAUCCGAAAGAGGAAUCGUUGCACCCAAAUGGGGCUUCUGAAAUAGAACAUCUCGAUCAGGAAGAAGACGUUCUAGAUAUUGGCAUCGCUGAAGAAGACAUUGUGGAAAAUGAAUUAGUUUCUGUGCCGAAUACUCUCGAUGAAUCGGUGUACUUUGACUCGGGAAAUGAGAAUAUUGUCGAUAGUGAUUCCAUUACUGUGGCAGAAACUGGCGAUGAAAAAGUUUCCGAACCGGAGCAAAUUUCAGAUGUUGGUAAUAACGAAAGAGAAGGUGAGAUGGAAAAUGACAUACCUACCGUUCGUUCGUCUGCUGAAGAUUCUUUAUUAGAUGACGAGAAACACAUUUCGUCAGAGAAGAUUGAAGAAAUAUCCUCUAAACCAACCGUGAUAUCGUUAAGAAAACAAGACAAAAAAUCUUACGACGAUUUACCAGAUUUGGCCAAAGUAAUAGAAUUGGUACAGCCUCACGGAACAUCGCGACGUCGAAAACAUGGCAAACCUUUACAACCUUUUGUAAAGAAAAAUCGACCCCCUGAUUUUGCGAAAGUAAAUAAACACGAGGAUCCCAACGAACGUAACGACAGAAGAUCUGAUUAUAGUUAUCAUCGUGGAGGAAAAGAUGAGACUAGAUCGAAUGAUGAAUCAAAACGAGUGUACUCUUUUGAUGGCCAAAGUGAUACAUCGAUGGAAAUAAUCAAUCAAUCGCAACGUGUAACCGAAGUACGCAGCUCGCAUAAUUUUGUCUCUGAAUACAAAAAUUUCUCUACACAAUCCUUAAUUCCUCGAUCAGACAUGCGUGUAGAGCGACCAAUUGUGACAACCGUACAAAUAACUCAGGAACGUUAUCAAAUCGCCGGUGAUUUCCAAAUGAUCCGGCCACCGAUGGAAAAUUCAUGUCAACCGCUUAUGAGACCAUUCGAACAGAAUCGUUUAUUUCAACCCAGAGGAGCGUUACCGCCGUCGACUUCUCAUCAGAUGCCUCAACCCCCUGGCCAGUUCGCUGGAAACCAUUUCCCCGGUGUUAGACCACUAAUGCCGCCUCCGAACACGGAUAAUUACAACCGGCCGAUUCUACUUCCUCCUCGUGCUCCUCACCCGAUGCCUAGACGUCCUUUACUUCCUCCUUCAGGUCCCGGCCUUCUUCCUCAACCGAUAAGGCAACGAUUUCCUCCGCACGGAGGUCCGCCUGGCCAGCAUAAUUUCGUCGCGCCUUUUAUGAGUCCUAAUGGCCCUCCGCCGGCUCCCGCCUAUCAUCAUAAUUAUCAACAAAACCGAUCUCAAUUUGGUUUGAAUUCCACUCCACCAUUUUCUCAAAAUUUUUCACGUCCGCCGCCAUUCUCUCAGCCGCCGCCAUCCCACAAUUCAGCGACGAACGGGCCGUACUAUUCGGGAAAUAUGCCGCACAUGUCUAAUCCGAAUCCUGCGGAUUCCAACUCGAUUUAUCAAAGUAGACCUCCGCCGCCGAUUAAUCCGUCCGGCCAUUUUCCUAGGAUGCCGAACGACGGUAGCCAUUCUGUAAUGUUUCAACAAUCGUCGCAGCGUGUCAUUAGAAUGCCACCGCUUCAUAGCAACGUCAAUGAAAAUCCUCAGUGCGUUAUGAAUAAUAGUGGUGGUAUCGGCCCACCGUCGUCCGCAGAUUAUUAUGUUAAAGAAAGUAUAACUACAACAUCUUCGGCGUAUCUACCGCCUCCAGUCAUCAAUCAACCUCCUCCACCAGGGGUUCCUGCGUGUCAGUCGGCCGCUACCGUUCCAUAUGGCGGCGACGCGAGUCAUUUAGGAAAUAAUCAGGUUGAAUAUAAUCGUCCAUCGAGGGAUCACUACUACGCUGAUCAGUUUCGUGAUAAAUAUUCUCAUCAUCCUAGAGAUGAUUAUCAUUUUCAGAAUGAAAAAGUAUCUCGAGAUCGAGAUCACGAUUCUCAGUACUUGAAGCGUAAUUCGUCGUCUUCGAUAAACGACGAUAGUUCCACUAAGAGAUAUCGUUACAAUUAUUCGAAUGAUAAAUCGAAUGACGAUGACGAAGAAACGGAGUACCGCAAAAAAGUUGAACAUCAGAAAAAAAUGCGUGAAAAAUUCGUCCAAAUGAAAGAAGAACAACGGUUAAAAAAUCAGAUGCAAAAUUUCAUUCAAAACAACAUCAAAGGUGUUCUGCAAAGAAGAGAACAGCUUCUACGCAAAAACGAGACUGAUAGUAAUGCGACAACUCGUUUCGUUAAUGCGAAAACUAAAGAAGAUAAUUAUCGAUCCGAAGAGUUCACUCGUAAUCGUAACUUUUCUUCUGUCGGUAAUACCGGUGAUAAACCUUGCACGAAGAUGUCGCCACCACGAAAACAAUUUGACGUCAAGAAACCGUUGAACAACGCUAGAAACGCUACCUAUUCCGGUGAUGAAACACGCGCGUCUCCGCCGAUGACGCUGCGUCAUCAAAAUAAUGACGCUAUCAAGAUGAAAGAUGUCCCAGAAAGAGUAAAAAUUGACGAUGAAAAAAAUGACGUUAAAAAUAGUACGAAGCAGUUGCAUAAAGUUGUUAAAAUUAAAUAUAAAGAUGGAACUGUAGCUUUAAAAAGUUUUCCUGUGACCGGGCCAACAAAAAGAAAUACAUCGUCGAUUGAUAAGUCGAAUGCAAUCGAUUUUUUGAAUGUGACAGUUCAGGAAGACGAUAAUAAUACGAAUUCUACUCGUAGAAGAAUGGUUAUCUCGAAACAAACAUCUGCUAGUGGCGAAAAUAAUGGAGCUUCUUCGCGCAAUGAAAAUAUAAUCGUAGAAAGUGUUCGUAAGGGUGUUACGCAAAGCAGCGUACCUUUAGCGCAGCGAUUUUCCAAUUUAAAAUCUACUCAAAAAAAUGAAACUGACCAAGAUUCGUCGAUGCCCGUUGCGGUGAAAUCGAAAAAUCGUCUCGUUAUAUCGCACGAGGAAAAAAUGCGAACGGUAUGGAUUAAAAAUAUAAGCCCGAAUACCAAAACAAGCCUAGUACAAAAAAUAGCCGCUACUUGCGGUACCAUCAAGAGAAUGAGUUGGAUACCAGGAAUGGGUCAAUAUAAUGAGGCCAAGAUUACGUUCAGUACGGUCGACGAAGCGAAGAAAUUCAUCCAUAAUUAUCAUAGAAAAACUAUCGAUACGUCGUUAAUAUUGGUUACAUCGAUGCUGUCGGAUAACAAGUAGCGAAGGUUCAUAAUUGAUAUCGGUCAGAAAACGCGAUAAUGCCACGUUUUGGAUGGAAUUAUCUUUCGAACAAGUUAAACUGGUUACGAAAAUCUAUCUUUCGCGACUGGAGAACUGGGGAAAUAGUCAGCGAUCGAUCGCGAUUGGGCACUGAAGCGCUUUGAAGAUUAGUUCAAAGUUGGGAUUGUAAAAUACUGAGAUGGUUCGAUUAUACUUGUAUCAACACUGUGCUGAUUAAUGCUGCAUUAUGACUUACGAAUGAUCGUUGUACAUGAAGUAUUAUAUUAUGAUUAUUUUGUCAACCCUCGAAACCAUUGUUUAUGUUUUAUCACUUACGUUUUGAUAUUUUUAAUUCUUUUUUUUUGCGAAUUUUCCUGUCGUUUGAAAUUGUACGAUUAAUAUAAUAGAUUGCAUUGUUGUUAUGUAAUGAAGUACUUAUACUGUGUUAUGUUACGUGAAUAUUUUUCAAAAGAGAAACCAAAAGUUGAAAAUCGUUGCAAUUGAAAUUAGUUGGUGGUAACUGGUCUGGACUCUGGUAGUAGAGGUACCUUUUUAAAAAAAAAUUCAACUGCUGACGUUUAGAAAUCGAUUUUUGUCGACCAGAAUAAUUUUGUUGUUAGCUUAUGGAGUUAUGGCCUUGGCCGAAUUGGCCUAGGCAGGAAGGAUUGAUCUGAUUCUGAAUUGAAAUAAAUGUAUUGAAACUGAAA
Messenger RNA from Planococcus citri (citrus mealybug), 4282 nucleotides. RefSeq lists its product as uncharacterized. Bases 294 to 3575 code for a protein of 1093 amino acids. The transcript is spliced from 16 exons. Gene Ontology annotation, molecular function: RNA binding. The record is from RefSeq and is a predicted model, not a curated record. NCBI's taxonomy places the organism in Eukaryota, Metazoa, Arthropoda, Insecta, Hemiptera, Pseudococcidae.